Molecule: messenger RNA, 189 nt
Organism: Phytophthora sojae
Lineage: Eukaryota; Oomycota; Peronosporomycetes; Peronosporales; Peronosporaceae
Exons: 1
Biological process (GO): DNA integration; DNA recombination
Molecular function (GO): DNA binding
Source: RefSeq, a predicted model, not a curated record
GUGUCGGACUCGUUCAUCACCAAGAUAAUCCGCAAGGCCGCUGCGAGCCUGGACAGCAAUCCAGCGGAGUUUAGUACCCACUCCCUCCGCGCCGGGGGAGCGACACACAUGUACCGGGCCGGAGUUGACGCCCUGACGAUCCAAUUCCAUGGACGAUGGGCGUCCGAUACAUUCAAGCAGUAUACAAGA